AUCAGACAUACAAAUGCGCAUCCACGCGCAUCCGGCCUUUCGUCCCCCUCGACAUCCCAAACUCUCUCAUCGCACCCUUCGUCCAGUAUUGAUUGCUGGAUUCGUCGUCGACUGUGUCGCCUCAGCACUCCUCGCACCCUGACUAGACGUCCUGUGCUCGAAUCCAAAUACACCUGCCCAUCAUGUCUGGAGCUGUUUCCGACCUUGGCCUCAUCGGCCUGGCCGUCAUGGGCCAGAACCUGAUUCUGAACAUGGCUGACAACGGCUUCACCAUCACUGCGUACAACCGAACUGUCUCCAAGGUCGACCACUUCCUCGAGAAUGAGGCCAAGGGCAAGUCCAUUGUGGGCGCUCACGACGACAAGGAGUUUGUUGCCAGCCUCAAGUCUCCUCGCCGUAUCAUGCUCCUCGUCCAGGCCGGCAAGGCUGUUGAUGACUGGAUCGAGAGACUUCUUCCUCUCCUUGAGAAGGGCGACAUCAUCAUUGACGGUGGCAACUCUCACUUCCCCGACUCGAACCGCCGCACCCAGUACCUCCAGACCAAGGGCCUCCGCUUCGUCGGCUCUGGUGUCUCUGGUGGCGAGGAGGGUGCUCGCUAUGGUCCCUCCAUCAUGCCCGGUGGUGACGAGUCUGCCUGGCCUCACAUCAAGGACAUCUUCCAGUCCAUCUCGGCCAAGAGCGACAACGAGCCCUGCUGUGAGUGGGUUGGUGACGAAGGUGCUGGCCACUACGUCAAGAUGGUGCACAACGGUAUCGAGUACGGUGACAUGCAGCUCAUCUGCGAGGCCUACGAUAUCAUGAAGCGCGGUCUCGGCAUGAGCGGCAAGGAGAUUGGUGACGUUUUCGCCAAGUGGAACAAGGGUGUCUUGGACUCGUUCCUCAUCGAGAUUACUCGGGACAUCAUGUACUUCAACGACGACGACGGAACGCCGCUCGUCGAGAAGAUCCUCGACCAGGCUGGUCAGAAGGGCACUGGCAAGUGGACUGCCAUCAACGCUCUUGACCUCGGUAUGCCCGUUACCCUGAUCGCUGAGGCUGUCCUUGCCCGUUGCUUGUCUUCCAUCAAGGCCGAGCGUUCCGAGGCUUCCACCAAGCUCGAGUUCGUCAGCCGCGUGACCAAGUUCGAAGGUGACCGCGAGCAGUUCCUCGAGGACCUUGAGCAGGCUCUCUACGCCUCCAAGAUCAUUUCUUACGCCCAGGGCUUCAUGCUGAUGCAGGAGGCUGCUCGCGAGUACAAGUGGAAGCUCAACAAGCCUUCUAUUGCCCUCAUGUGGAGAGGUGGCUGCAUCAUCCGCUCUGUCUUCCUCAAGGACAUCACCGCGGCCUACCGCAAGAACCCCGAUCUCAAGAACCUUCUGUUCGACGACUUCUUCAACAAGGCCAUCCACAAGGCUCAGCCAGGCUGGAGAGAGGUCAUUGCCAAGACCGCACAGCUUGGCAUUCCCACCCCUGCCUUCUCGACCGCUCUGUCGUGGUUCGAUGGCUACCGCACCAAGGACCUGCCUGCCAACCUGCUGCAGGCUCAGCGCGACUACUUCGGUGCCCACACUUUCCAGAUCAAGCCCGAGUUCGCCAACGACAAGUUCAAGGAGGGCGCGUACACUCACGUCAACUGGACCGGACGUGGUGGUAACGUCUCUGCUUCGACAUACCAGGCUUAGAUUAAUGAAUUGUAAUGAGGAACAUAUUGGGCUGGCUCUCAUGCGUGCUCGCAGCUCUUUAGCUAGAGAUUGAAACAGUCGGCGGCACAACCGAGCCGUGGUUAUAGAACGGAAAUGAAAUGCAAACGCAAUUAUGAUAUCCAA
Messenger RNA from Microdochium trichocladiopsis, 1805 nucleotides. Its product is annotated as 6-phosphogluconate dehydrogenase. The transcript is spliced from 5 exons. Gene Ontology annotation, cellular component: cytosol. Gene Ontology annotation, molecular function: NADP binding; phosphogluconate dehydrogenase (decarboxylating) activity. Bases 183 to 1661 code for a protein of 492 amino acids. Lineage: Eukaryota; Fungi; Ascomycota; Sordariomycetes; Xylariales; Microdochiaceae. The record is from RefSeq and is a predicted model, not a curated record. Gene Ontology annotation, biological process: pentose-phosphate shunt; pentose-phosphate shunt, oxidative branch.